Molecule: messenger RNA, 1645 nt
Organism: Hevea brasiliensis (rubber tree)
Lineage: Eukaryota; Viridiplantae; Streptophyta; Magnoliopsida; Malpighiales; Euphorbiaceae
Product: probable receptor-like serine/threonine-protein kinase At5g57670
Exons: 7
Coding region: 301-1461 (386 amino acids)
Biological process (GO): protein phosphorylation
Molecular function (GO): protein kinase activity; ATP binding
Source: RefSeq, a predicted model, not a curated record
AUCAUUUUCCUCUCUAUGAAUGCUUGCAACCCUUUUUAAGUUGAAGCCAGAACUUGCAUUUCCUAAAUUCCUAGCAAAUUAUCCUCUCUCUUGUGCUUAGCUUAGCCCUCUUCUCCUUCAAACAAUAAAGACGACAUCCCUUUGCUUCCUCUCUCUCACAUACACACAAACAGCGCUCUGUCUCUUAAGCUUUUGAUGUUUCCUUAAAAUCCUUCCACAAGGACACAAGACAGAGUUUCUUGUCUUUCUUCUCUUCCCUUGCAUGCAACAGAGUUCUCUGCUUUACUUGCCGCUUUUACAAUGAAGUAUAUAAGAGCCAACAGCUUGAAAAGGCUUUUCUCAUUAAAAAGACGUGGACUUGAAGAAGGAAUCGCCAUUGAUGAAGACAAGAAUGGAAUCUCUAACUGUAAGUUUGUUCAAGAACCAGAGCAUUCUUCAAGACCCGCUUGGAGAUGUUUCUCCUAUCCAGAAAUAUUUGAGGCCACAAAUGGUUUUAGCCCAGAGAACCUGGUGGGAAAAGGAGGAUAUGCAGAGGUUUACAGGGGAGUGUUAAGAGAUGGAGAAAAGAUUGCAAUAAAAAGGCUAACAAGAGCUGGUAAUGAUGAGAGGAAAGAGAAGGAGUUCCUGACAGAGAUUGGCACAAUUGGUCAUGUAUCUCAUCCCAAUGUGUUGUCUCUUCUAGGAUGUUGCGUUGAUAAUGGGCUUUAUCUCAUCUUCAAUUACUCCUCCAGAGGCUCUGUUGCUUCCCUUCUCCAUGAUGAGAAACUUCCAGUUAUGGAUUGGAAAACAAGAUACAAGAUUGCCAUUGGAACUGCCAGAGGGCUCCAUUACUUGCACAAGGGAUGUCAAAGAAGGAUCAUUCACCGAGAUAUUAAAUCUUCAAAUAUUCUUUUGACAGCUGAUUUUGAGCCACUGAUUUCUGAUUUUGGAUUGGCAAAAUGGCUUCCAUCUCAAUGGACUCACCAUUCAAUCGCUCCAAUUGAAGGAACAUUUGGGCAUUUAGCACCUGAGUACUAUUUGCAUGGAGUGGUAGAUGAGAAGACAGAUGUUUUUGCAUUUGGAGUCUUUCUGCUAGAACUUAUUUCUGGCAGGAGACCAGUUGAUGGCUCUCACCAAAGCAUAUGCAGCUGGGCUAAACCAAUAUUGAAACAAGGAGAAACUGAAGAGGUGGUAGAUCCAAGGCUUGGAGGGGCCUAUGAUGCUUCACAGCUGAUAAGACUUGCCUUUGCUGCAUCUCUUUGUAUCCGAGCAUCUUCGACGUGGCGCCCUACCAUGAGUGAGGUAUUGGAAGUAAUGCAAGAGGGGGAAAUGGACAAAGAAAGGUGGAAAAUGCCAAUGGAAGAAGAACAAGAAGAAGAAUUCUGGGGAUUUGAAGAUCUAGAAUGUGAAUGUGAUAGCUCCUUCUCAAUUUCUCCACACGAUUCAAUCUCGACAAAAAGUUCUUUAACCGUGAUGCAUUAGGGAAGCAGCCAUAUUUUACCAGCACGGAAUUGCAGAUGAGGUCUCGAGUUCUAGUCUCAGACCGUCUUUAAAGAAAAGAAAAGACUUGUAAUGCAUUAGGUGCUCAAGUAAAUCCUGACCAACGCAUUUUGCGGCUUGUAAAUACAUCAUAUAUGUUACAUAAAAGAAGUCUUUUUAGUUGCAA